Molecule: messenger RNA, 536 nt
Organism: Rhipicephalus sanguineus (brown dog tick)
Lineage: Eukaryota; Metazoa; Arthropoda; Arachnida; Ixodida; Ixodidae
Product: 40S ribosomal protein S10-like
Exons: 4
Coding region: 9-479 (156 amino acids)
Cellular component (GO): cytosolic small ribosomal subunit
Molecular function (GO): structural constituent of ribosome; RNA binding
Source: RefSeq, a predicted model, not a curated record
GGUUCAACAUGUUGAUGCCCAAGAAGAAUCGCGUGGCCAUUUAUGAAUAUAUCUUCAAGGAAAGUGUCCUUGUGGCAAAAAAGGAUUUCUAUGCACUGAAGCACCCCGAGCUGGAGGCCAUCCCCAACCUCCAAGUCAUUAAGGCCCAUCAAUCCCUCCAGUCGCGCGGCAAUGUGAGGGAACAGUUCGCGUGGCGCCACUACUACAGGUACUUCACCAACGAGGGCAUCCAGUACCUACGGGACUUUCUGCAUCUGCCACCCGAGAUUGUGCCCGCCACCUUGAAGCAGCAGUCUCGCCUGGAGGCACCCAGCCGAAGGUGUAAAAUGACGCAAGAUAUACAUAGCAAAACAACAGAUGACCGCAGUGAUUAUAGGAGAGCACCCGGUCUAGACAAGAAGGGUGAUGUUGGGCCAGGAACAGAUGCCAACUUUGACUUUCAGGGAGGCUUCGGACGUGGACGUGGAGCUCCACAGUAAAGGACUUGAAGGCCCGCCUAGAAGCUUGUAAAUAAAACGAAACUUUCUUCAGACAAA